Molecule: messenger RNA, 1080 nt
Organism: Caenorhabditis angaria
Lineage: Eukaryota; Metazoa; Nematoda; Chromadorea; Rhabditida; Rhabditidae
Source: the annotation of a GenBank genome assembly
AUGUUUCUUACACGACGUAUCGCUCGAAAACUUGGCGAAAUCAUCGAGCGCGCUCCCGAACCGCUGACAAAACUCACUGAAAGCGAAACAUUUUUCAAAGAGACAGUCCGUAAAUUUGCGUCAAAUGUGGUGCAGCCAAGAAUCCGCGAAAUGGAUAAAAACUCAAAAAUGAGUCAAGUGGUUAUUGAUGGUGUAUUUGAAAAUGGGGUAAGACUAGACUUAUUUUCCAGCUAUAGAAAAAAUCUCUGAAAUCUUCCAGCUAAUGGGAGUUCACGUGCCUGAAGUCUACGGUGGCUCAGGCUCCACAUUCUUCGACGCAAUGUUGAUAAUUGAAGAGUUAGCCAAAGUCGAUCCAGCUGUCAGUGCGAUGGUCGCAAUUCACAAUACCCUUCCGGUUUCAAUGAUUUUGGAUCACGGUAAUGAGGAACAGAAAUUGGAGUAUUUACCCAAAUUGUGUCAGGGCACUUUGGGAAGUUUUGCGAUCUCUGAAGCUGAAGCUGGAUCGGAUGCUUUUGCGUUGAAAACUAUUGCGAAGAAGGAUGGAGAUCAUUAUAUAAUCAAUGGUGAGUGAAGGGGGUUUUAAAGGCGCACACACUUUGUUGUCUAGCCAUACAUGAACUAGGACUCUGAAUUCGGAGGUAGGGCCCUUAACUUUUGAAAAUUUUGAAGAAUUUUAUGGCUUUAGAGGCCAAAAACCCACAAAUAGUUGGUUAGGGGGCGUUAACUUUUUGAAAAUAUUUCCUGGAAGGGGGGGGGGGUUAACUCAAGGGUCCCCUGUCUAGCUAGAGGGUCUUGGACCCCUUUGUUCCGUAUAUCAAAAAUGAUAUAUUUCCAGGUUCAAAAUCAUGGAUAACAAAUUCCUCCGAAGCUGGAGUUUUCGUGGUUUUCGCAAAUAUCGAUCCAUCUCUCGGCUAUAAAGGAAUCACAUGUUUCAUUGUUGAUCGAAAUCAGGAGGGCGUGUCGGUUGGAAAAGAGGAAGACAAAUUGGGAAUUCGCGCAAGUUCCACGUGUCAGGUGCAUUUUGAUAAUGUGAGAGUUGAGGAAUCGAAGGUUUUGGGAGAGUUGGGGAAAGGUGAGUAA